CUUUCUUUCCCUUCAAUCAUGGCUUCCACUACCCCUCCUCCGGCCGUGGUCUCAGAAAAGAUCCUUGUCGAAAAGUCUGAACAAGUUGUUGCUGAUGGUGAUAUCGAAAGUACACAGAAGUCCGUCAGCGACGAUGGCUUCGUGGAGCCUUCACCGCAAGAAUGGCGGAAGCUUUUGUGGAAGCUCGAUCUGCGCAUCAUUCCCUAUGUCGGUGUUCUGUAUCUCUGCUCUUUCUUGGAUCGUGUCAACAUCGGUAAUGCGAAGGUUGCUGGCCUGACCGAAGAUAUUGACAUUACAGACAGUGAGUAUAACUGGGCGCUCUCGAUCUUCUUCAUCGGUUAUAUCAUUUUUGAGGUUCCGUCCAACUUGAUGCUCAAGUACAUUGGUCCGAGCAAAUGGAUUUCUAUCGUCAUGAUGGCAUGGGGUGUGACCAUGGCGGCAAUGGCAGCUGUACAUAACGGUGCUGGUCUCAUGGCAAGUCGCUUCUUCUUGGGCAUCACCGAGGCUGGUUUAUUCCCCGGUGUCAUUUUCUACUUGACCCUUUGGUACACGCGUAAAGAACAAGCAACCCGACUGGCGUUAUUUUUUGGAUGCUCUACUUUGGCUGGUGCUUUCGGCGGUGUCUUGGCCUAUGGCAUUAUGCAGAUGGAUGGCAUUCGCGGGAUGCAUGGAUGGCAGUGGAUUUUCAUUAUUGAAGCCAUCCCUACUCUAUUCUUUGCCUGCACCACAUACUUUGUGCUUCCAGACUUCCCCGAGACAAAGAACAGAUUUUUGACCGAACGUGAACGCGAGAUCGUUGUUCGCCGUCUUAAGCUCGAUGCCGGUCCAUCGACAGAGACCCACUUCUCCAUGAAGCAGUUUUAUGCUGCUUUCUUGGACUGGAAAGUAUACAUGCAUUCUGCCGUCUACAUUUGCUGCGUUGCUCCCUUGUAUAGUUUGAGUAUGUUUAUGCCUACCAUUAUUCAAGGCAUGGGAUUCUCAGAUCUUCAGGCUCAAGCAAUGAGUGCACCUCCUUACGCUUUUGCAUGUGUCGCUACUAUUCUUACUGCAAUGCACGCUGAUAAACGAGUCGAGCGCGGUCUCCACGUUGCUGUUCCUGGUGUUCUUGGUUUACUCGGCUACGUUCUGCUUAUUACACUCAAUAACCGCGGCAUGGUAGCCAUGUACAUUUCUGCCUGUAUCACGACCAUUGGUGUGUUUGCCCAGAUUCCUGCUAUGCUCUCGUGGUUCAGUAACAACAUUGGUGGACACACCAAGCGAGGUGUUGCUACUGCGAUCAUCGUCUCACUCGGUAACAUUGGCGGUGCUGUCGGCGGUCAGAUUUACCGUGCGCAGGACGGCCCGUUUUAUGCCCGUGGUCAUCAGAUUUGUGCCGGUCUGAUGGCUGGUGCCAUUGUGCUCUCUUGUAUAUUCAAGUAUAUGUUGCAUCGGAUGAAUAAGGCGCGCGAUAAUAUGACCGAAGAAGAAUACAAGAAGGCGUGCGAAGGCGAGGACUUGUGUGAUUAUCAUCCCGACUUCAGAUACAUCACUUAAGCGUACCUGUACUACAUAUUAUCACUUCCAUUACUAUACUACCACUCCUCCAGUCGACACCUUUAAUUUCAAACCCGCUAGCUUUCAACCCUCGGUAUUUUUAAAGUUGUUGGAUUACCAAACAAACAAGAAUAGCAGGGAGUACUAGAACAAGUUUUUCUAGCUAACUUUGAAUCCUCACUAAUUUCAAACCACUACCAUUACUCAUUUAUAACACUACAUCUUUACUACAAACCAAAAAAUAACCUCGACCACGCACUGUACUUACUAUAUCUGUUCUCAUUAUAUUAUUCCCUAUCCCACUUCUUACAAUCAUUAAUGAUUAUCUAGUAAAGUACUUUUUUGUAUCAUAGUAAUAAAA
Zychaea mexicana is the source of this 1894-nucleotide messenger RNA. Its product is annotated as major facilitator superfamily domain-containing protein. Gene Ontology annotation, cellular component: membrane. The record is from RefSeq and is a predicted model, not a curated record. The transcript is spliced from 11 exons. Gene Ontology annotation, molecular function: transmembrane transporter activity. Gene Ontology annotation, biological process: transmembrane transport. Lineage: Eukaryota; Fungi; Mucoromycota; Mucoromycetes; Mucorales; Lichtheimiaceae. The coding region runs from base 19 to 1533 and encodes 504 amino acids.